This is a messenger RNA of Populus trichocarpa (black cottonwood), 1032 nucleotides long. Its product is annotated as transcriptional regulator SUPERMAN. The transcript has 2 exons. The record is from RefSeq and is a predicted model, not a curated record. The coding region runs from base 206 to 847 and encodes 213 amino acids. NCBI's taxonomy places the organism in Eukaryota, Viridiplantae, Streptophyta, Magnoliopsida, Malpighiales, Salicaceae.
GCCAAAACAUGUGGAGCAGGAGCACUUUUCUGGGGAUGAGUACCUUCAAUGGGAUUUUCAGCUUCUGGUUCAGAAUUUGAUGUGCUCUUUGCUCCAACUUUAUUAAUCACUCCGCUUUCCUCUCCCUCUCUCUCAAACCCAAAACCCAAGUCUAGAUCAUCUCCAUAGACUACAUCUUUUGGUCUGACUGAACCGUAAAGAACUCAUGGAGAGGAACAGUUUUAGCAGCAACUUGAAAGAUCAUAGUAUUGGCAGUGAAGCGUGCAACAACACUAACAGCAACAAGAAGCUCAGAGAUUCAUGGAACCUUAGCAGCUGCCAAAGCUUUGGAGAAGAUUAUCUUGAUAGUCUUUCAUGGCCUCCAAGAUCGUACACGUGUAGCUUCUGCAGAAGGGAAUUUAAAUCUGCUCAAGCUCUUGGCGGUCACAUGAAUGUUCAUAGGAGAGAUAGAGCCAGGUUAAGAAGGUCACCUCCAAGGGACGCUCAGUGUCCUGUUCCGAACCUUAACCCUAACCCUAGUUUAUGUCCUCCAUUCACUCGCACAUUACCAUCCUUGGUGUCUCCUCCUCUUUCUGCACUAUCUACACCACCUUUAGCUUCUGAAGUCAAGAAAUGGACCAUUGAUGGUACCCCUCUUGACCCUUCAAGCUCUGAACUUUCUGAUUUAACAACAACGGGAACCAGAAAAUCCUUCUUCACAACUGAAAACUUUGGUGGUUUCACACAACAAGAUGGAUUCAAGAUCUGGAAGAAGGCUGAGAUUGUGAGGUUAGAUUUGGAGAUUGGUCUUGUUCGUGACUCCAAGGAUGAAUUGGAUUUGGAACUUCGACUGGGAUCUCUUAAUUAGGUGAUCAACUUGUGCAGCCUUAUCAACACAAAUUAACACGUUUGAUCUUGGAAGCCUGCAAUUGGCUUGUUGCACCAGUUUGUGAUCAUGUAUUAUAAGAUGCAUUAUGUUUAGUAGCUAAUCCAGAAGUUUUCUUGAAGAAGUUCAGAAGAUGUUAGAUUCCAAAGCAAAUUAAUAUUCUCCCU